Carya illinoinensis is the source of this 849-nucleotide messenger RNA. RefSeq lists its product as uncharacterized. Gene Ontology annotation, molecular function: RNA-DNA hybrid ribonuclease activity; nucleic acid binding. Bases 1 to 849 code for a protein of 282 amino acids. NCBI's taxonomy places the organism in Eukaryota, Viridiplantae, Streptophyta, Magnoliopsida, Fagales, Juglandaceae. The record is from RefSeq and is a predicted model, not a curated record. The transcript has a single exon.
AUGAAAAGAAAAACAAUAGAGGACCCUGCCUGCCCAAUCUGCAGACUCCAACCAGAGAUUGUGGAGCACAUUCUAUGGAGUUGUCCUUCAGCCAGGGACGUGUGGGCACUCAGUGUAAGGAAGCUUCAGAAAGCUAGCCCCCUUUUCCACCACUUCCAGGACCUGGUAAAAGGCUUCUUGGAGAACUUGAGCAAGGAGGAACUGAAGGUCUUUGCUGUCACCUCGUGGUUCAUAUGGAAGAGAAGAAACGAAAUGGUUUUCAAGGACACCUUCCAACACCCCUCUAAGGUGUCACAGCUUGUAGCUUAUCUAAUGGAUGAGCUUCAGCUUUUGCCACAACAAGGGAAGACCCAAUCUCACCCCAAUCUGGGCCAGACAAGAUGGGAAGCACCACCACAGGGCAAGUUUAAGUUGAAUUGGGAUGCCUCCAUCUCUAAGGCCACCUGCAAAGUGGGAGUGGGAGCAGUUAUUAGACAUUGUGAAGGGAAAGUGUUGGCCACUCUUAGAAUGCAACAUGACCUCUUCCCUGAUCCACUCAUGGCUGAGGCGUUUGCUGGACUCCAAGCCUCCAUUUUUUGCAAGUCUCUCGGGUAUAAAGACAUCAUCAUAGAGGGGGAUUCGCUGCAGGUGGUAUCAAGCCUCAACUCAUCAACCGAGGUCCAUACAUACACAGGCCAACUCAUCUCAGAUACAAGAUCAAUGCAAAGUUCCUUUUCAGUUUGGUCAGCAAGGCACACUGUAAGAGCAAAUAAUUCUGUUGCUCAUGCCUUAAGUAGGGAUGCUCUAAGCAUCAGUGGUUAUACCACAUCUUUUGAUUUCAUUCCGAUUUGUAUCAAAGACUUGGUUUAA